Molecule: messenger RNA, 2004 nt
Organism: Drechmeria coniospora
Lineage: Eukaryota; Fungi; Ascomycota; Sordariomycetes; Hypocreales; Ophiocordycipitaceae
Exons: 1
Coding region: 1-2004 (667 amino acids)
Source: RefSeq, a predicted model, not a curated record
AUGACCCGAGAGACGAGAUCGAAAACGAAAGCCCGACAGGCCAAUGCUUGCCGACCGUCAAAUCACGUAGCAAGCGAGGCUGGCCAUCUCGAGACGGCGCCGGCCAUUCGACCACAUGCUCCUGCUAGCGGCAAACAAAAAGUCCACGAGCAGGUGACGCGAGAGCACGAUCAAGGGACGAACCUCGGUCAUGGCACCGCCGACUUCGACUUGGAUCUAGCAGAUGGGGGCCUUCACGACGCCACCCCAGCCGCACGACAGCCGCCGAAGGGUUCGCGAUUGGGAGCUCGAUCCGUGGCAACCACAAGUCCCCCGUUGCAUGCAGGAAGCGAUUCCGUAAGACGCCGAAAAUCGCACGAGAACGCACUGCCCCCGCUUUCCUCUGGGACGUCCGGGGGAGACAAUCUUCCCGAUGCAGUUUCGCUGCCUCUCGGACCGACUCUUGAAGAUACCCUUAGAUCAUGGGACGCUUCGGGGACCGACACGACGGCCCAACGCAGCUCACCCUUCCCCACAGAUCCCAUCGACGCUUGCUUUGGAUUCUCCGCCGGCAGGCUCCGUGGACGAGCCCAAACUCCAUGCACGGGCGGUGCUUUGCCGGGGUCACAACUUCCAGCGAGGUCGAACCAAGGCACCCCGCACCUACCCAUGGACGAGAUCUACGACGCCACGCCACCAUGCCGCGGAGGAACGCGUGAUGAAGCGACGACGACCAAAGCCUUGACGUGGCCGGCACCGUCACAGGUGGCCGACAUGCCCUCAUCCGUGACACUCACCGAACCUUUUCUGAUCCAGAACGAGUCGAAACCUCCUGCCAACCCCACCGGCCAGGGUCCAUCUCGGACCAGACAUGAUCGUGCCGCAAAGUCGACGGCGAGACGGGACAGCUCCCAGGCUCUUGGCCAGGCAUCGGCAAGACAGCGCCGAGCCGGCACGUGGCUGCCAUCGUCCGAAGCUGUCCAGGAUCCGUUCAAGGCAUCGAAAGCGGUCGGAGGAACAAAGCGAAAGCAAAGGCCAAAGUCGAGCUUACCAUAUGAUGAGAGCACCGGUUUGUUCAUGCCAAAGCCUGCAAAGGUUUGUGAGCAGGUGAAGGCUCACGGAGGCUCGCUUCGAUGGUCAAACUCUCCGCCCGCCGUUUCUCGGCAACGGGCGGCCCCGACAGAUGGAGACAUGGCAAGAAAACGCAAGAAAAUAACAAUAGACGAGUCGCCAAGCGGACCCUGCCAUGCAGUCAAGGCCAGCCCAAGUGCCGGCAACCCCUCGACGCGCUCGGCACAGGCAUCGAGCAGGGGCAAGCAAGCGAGGCAGCAAGGUAAACAGUCUCCGUCUCACACGCCGCCGGACCCCGAGCCAAAGCGUGACGUGUAUCUGGAUGCCAUACUCUUUUCCACCGACAGCAGUUAUUCAUCGUCUCCGAAGACGGUGCCGGCCGAGGGGAUCCGAAAGAAUGGCGUUCGCAGAGGCUCCACCGAAGAGCGGGCGGCAGAGUCGACGACGAGAAACGACAUGACCUUUCUCCAGAGACUUUGCAGCACGGUCAAGUUGGCCAAGAUGUUUGCCGGGAUUUUCGGUUCCGGGGACUCGCUGGCUGCCAUGGAGGACAUUUCGAUGAAAAUGAAGACGGUGAGGUGGGGCGACGUGGCUCCAUCGGCGGAUGCAUCCCCGGCAACAUCUACGGGCGGAACAAACGAAGGGAAGCAUGCCGGGAGAGACAAUUCGACGGAUGACAAGGCCAGCAGCCCUUUGAAUCUCGUCGUGCGUGACAGCAGUCCCAAACCAUGCCGGUCAGCAGGCGAGGCAGCAAAGCCUGCGAGGCGAGUUGGGCGCCGGGAGCAACGCCAGCCAAGCGCGGAUGGCUCGUACAUGUUGGUGGAAGAGUCCAACGCGAGCUUGAAAAUCCUCUCCCCGGGAUGGCAUGUGCAGGCACUCAACAUAUCCCUGUGUCGUCCCACACGGGCCUCCCAGGCGGAAGGAACAGCGAUGGAGAAGACAGUCGAGGACUGA